This is a messenger RNA of Plasmodium relictum, 1053 nucleotides long. It is a transcript of the gene CyRPA, whose product is annotated as cysteine-rich protective antigen, putative. NCBI's taxonomy places the organism in Eukaryota, Apicomplexa, Aconoidasida, Haemosporida, Plasmodiidae. The transcript is spliced from 2 exons. The coding region runs from base 1 to 1053 and encodes 350 amino acids. The record is from RefSeq and is a predicted model, not a curated record.
AUGUUUCUUUUAAAGAAAUUUUCUUUUUUUUACUUCAUAUUUUUAUUAUAUAAGUUUAUAAAAGGACAUCAUAUUAGUCUUGUAAAUGACGAAUAUUAUGUCGUAAAUAGUCCAAUUUUUUGUAUUAGAGAGAGUUUUAUGUACUUCCGUAAUGAAGUAUAUAGAGUUUGCGUUAAUAGUAACGAAGAUGAAGAUUUUAAUAUACAUAUAUAUGUACAAAAAAGAAAGGGGAACUCAUGGGAAAUUGAAGACGAAUUGCUUAAAGGCAAAAAAAAAAAAUCCUUUAUUAGUUUUUUCAGUUAUGUUUAUGACGAAGAAAUAAUAAUUAUAUUAUGUGAUUUUGAGGGUUAUGGAAAAAAUAAAAAGAUUAAUUGCUUUCGCUCGCAUAGUAGUACAGGAGUUGAUUUUACCACAGAAAAUAUAAAUGUACCACAUGACAUAUUCAAUAACAAAGAUUUAUCAUAUUAUUCGUCGUUUCCUUAUGAAUUUAACGGGGAAAAAUAUUUGUUAAUUUGUGGUAUAAUUAAUUACAUAUUUAAAUCAUAUGAAGGUGAUUUUAUUGGUUGUGCUGCCAGUAGUGACAAAGGUUCAACUUGGAAUACCAAAUUUCACUUUCGUUAUGAUGGCACUAAACAUUUUACCUCAUAUUUUUUAUUAAAAGUUAAAAUAUUUAAUAACAAACUGGCAUUUUUUUUUCAUUAUGCUAGUACAUCAGAAGAAAGUGGUAAAUAUAUAGAGUGUAGUAAUAAAAGCAAUAAUGAUUUUUAUUGUGAAGAUGUUCAUUUUGAUAAGGAAAAAUCAUUACGAAGUGUUAUUAAAUUAAAUGAUUAUUUCAUUACAAGCUUCGUAAAUAAAAACGAUAGAAAAGCAUGUUAUUUAUAUUACACAAAUGAAAAUUCUUUUUUGAUUAAGCCAAAAAAUACUGGCGAUGAAUUAAGUGGGUGCUAUCGAGCCUCUUUUAUAAAAAUACAUGACAAUAAAAUUAUGUUUGUGCAUCUAUCUGGAUAUGGAGUUUACAAUAUUUAUACAUUUAGAUACCUUAAUUAUAAAUAA